Molecule: messenger RNA, 912 nt
Organism: Phaeoacremonium minimum UCRPA7
Lineage: Eukaryota; Fungi; Ascomycota; Sordariomycetes; Togniniales; Togniniaceae
Product: putative 3-oxoadipate enol-lactonase protein
Exons: 1
Coding region: 1-912 (303 amino acids)
Source: RefSeq, a predicted model, not a curated record
AUGGCGCAGGCCUUUCAGCUUCCAGAUGGCCGAGAGCUAAGCUACGAGCUCACAUAUGUGACUGAGCCUCAGCGUCCCACCGUCCUGUUGUCCAACUCCCUCAGCGCCCAGUUUGGAUUUUGGGACGAGGUCGUCUCUGCGCUACAUGAUGCUGGCUUCCGUGUCCUGCUCUACGAUCAUCCAGGUCACGGCAAAUCAUCUGCACCCACGGAUCUCGGCUCCACGACUUUCGAAUCCCUCGCCGAUGAUGUUCACAAUCUCUUGACCUCCAAGGAAAUCACAGCAGCCUUCUCUGGCCAUCAUGCCCCGCGCACUCUAACACCAUUCCUUCAUGCUUGGGUGGGCGUAUCCAUGGGUGCAGCGUUGGGCAUAUUUUUCGUGACUAAAUUUCCUGGGAUGGUUAAGAACCUCGUCGUGUGUGACACCAUUUCCUGCAGCCCCUCGAAUGCCGGCGUGGAGGAUGCCUUUGGGCCUCGCGUGAAGGCGGCCAGGCAAGAUGGCGACAUGAAGAAGACCGUCCAGUCGACCAUGGAGCGUUGGUUUGGGGCGGAAUGGAUCGCGAGCCAUUCAGAACGAGCCGACGUGCUGCGUGGCCUCAUGGAAACGACGACUAUCGAUGGAUUCGAGACAUGUAUCGCAGCGUUGCAGUCUCCUACCUUCGACGUGCGGCCACUGGCACCAAAAGUGGCCAGUGGGACAGAGCAUGUGCUCUUCGUGGUGGGUGAGAAGGAUGCAGAUCUGCCAGAGAAGAUGAAGGGCCUGCGGGAUGGAGUUCAGGACGGGUUUUCAGCAGCAGGCAAGAGUGGCGAGCAGGUCGAUUUUGUAGUCAUCCCGAAUGCAGGUCAUGUGAGCUUUGUGGAUGGGUUCGAGGCUUUCCGAGAUGCCGUGGUCCCCUUCCUGAAGAGGACAUAG